Aquila chrysaetos chrysaetos is the source of this 3079-nucleotide messenger RNA. It is a transcript of the gene EIF2AK2, whose product is annotated as eukaryotic translation initiation factor 2 alpha kinase 2. The coding region runs from base 1302 to 2981 and encodes 559 amino acids. Gene Ontology annotation, molecular function: ATP binding; protein kinase activity. The record is from RefSeq and is a predicted model, not a curated record. The transcript has 17 exons. Gene Ontology annotation, biological process: protein phosphorylation. Lineage: Eukaryota; Metazoa; Chordata; Aves; Accipitriformes; Accipitridae.
GGGUGUCGCUGCGCGGCGCCCGACGAUGCCAAAGUCCGUGGGUUUGUAGUCCGGAGCGUUCCCUUAACAGGCGUUGGUGAAAGGGAGCGGCGCGGAGGGGGAGGAGGAGGUACAGGCAGCAGAUUGGCUUUAGUUCGGCGUGCGGGCACGACGUGUUUCCCGCCGCUGCGCUUGCCUUCUGGAGCGUGUUCUCCUGCAGAGUCGCCCGCGGGCAAAGCGAGCCACAGUCGUUGCACAGCACCAGGGUGAUUUGUUUGUGAUAAAGUCAAAGCCGAUGACUCCGCUAUAAAUACUUCGGUGUUUGGGCAACGGGUAUGAUAGUAGAAUAUGUGAAAUUCCAAACGUCAGUAUUUGCUAGAGCAAAUUAAUCUGAAGGGCGUCCGGAUGAAGGCCUGAAAGGUAUCGUAGAACAAAGUUCUACAGGUGUAUGCACCAACUGCUGUUUCAGAACAGAUCGUUUUCCCCAGGGUGAAGUUUAACAGGAGGCUUGAUCGCUCAAGUAGGAAUAUUACUGUGGUUGGACAACAUGUUUUGAUGAACACAGUAUCUUUUUUUUUUUAUCAGCCAGCAAGCAGCUUUUGUUGAUUUGAUUUCUGUUAAUACUGCUAACGUCGAUUAGAUAUUAAUUAUUAAAUGCAAUUCACAAAGCUGGAGGAAACUUUGUAUCUUGCCAGAGAAACUGGACAUUCACCCCAGGCCACUUUCACGUUCUGAAAACUGCACGUUUGAUAGCAAUCUCCUUGUCUGAUAAAAGAUGUUGGGUCACACAUCAGGCCAAAAAAAUUGUGCCAAAGAGCUUGGUGUAUGGCAAGUAAAACUACAGAACGCAGGAAUUUAAGGAGAGGGAGGGAUUCUGAGAAGAAAUGGACAUGACUAAGGAUCCUGUAGUUAAGGAAAUAGGAGUUUUAAUAAAAUUGCUGUAGUUGACUUGUAAUAAAAUGUGCUACUUUCAUUUGAUAAAACAGAAAAGGUGUUAGGCAUGCCGGUUUCAUGUGCCUCUACUGAAUUACUGUUUUUCAGAAUUUACAUAGAAGAGUGAUUAAAAAUAGCUGAAUUUCUAGGAUUCUCUCCGCUUAAGAAGAUGGCAUCUGUUUCAGACAGCCCAGCGUUCCAGUCAGUGACCAGUGGAUCCUAUGAAAUGUGUACCUUUCAGAAAAGGCUCGCUAGAGGCUAGAAAUGCCUCACAGAAGUUCAGAGCUGGGAAAAGACAGUGGUCAGAAACCUAAGUAGGAGCCAAGUUGAAACAUGAGGUGUAUUGCACAUUCUAGAAGUGAUAAUAACCUUUUUGAGAUUGUGUCAAAAUGGAACGUGAGUGUAUGGAGAAGAUCAACACUUACUGUCAAAAGCAGAAACUGACACUGGUUUAUGCCAAUGUCAGGAUGACCGGCCCAUCUCAUGAUCCUGAGUUCACAGUUGUGGUUAAAAUAAACGAUGUAGAAUAUGGUACAGGCACUGGUAAAAAUAAGAAGGAAGCAAAAGCAGUAGCAGCAAAAAAAACCUGGGAAAUGAUUGAGAAACAGCCAGAGAGCCCUUCAAACAUGCAAGCUUCAGAAUUAAUGACAACUCAAACGACCUUAUUACCUGUACCAGCCAAUGACUAUGUCAGCCAACUAAAUAUGUAUUCACAAAGGACACUGGAAAAAGUUGAUUAUCCUAACACAAAAUGUACUGGAGAAGCCCAUGCUCCCAUAUUUUCUUGUAGCUGUACAAUUAGUGGUUUUGUGUAUGGAAGUGGCACUGGAACAUCUGUAGCUGCUGCAAAACAAGCUGCUGCGAAACAAGCGCUUGAGAAGCUACAUAAGCAAGGCACUCUAACAAUGGGAAGAGAAGAAUCUAAUGGAAAUUCUACAUUUACUGAACAUAGUAAUUCCUCUCGAGUGCCAACUCAGUCUGACUCGGACAGUAUUUCCUUUGAAUACUCAGCUGCAAAGUUAGUAGAAAAAAUGAAAGACAUGGCAGUAUGUGAAAAGCCUUCACCUUCUCAGAGAGACGCACAAAGUUCUGCCCUGAAAUCCAGAAGAAAAUUGGCAGCUAAUUUUGAUAAUGCAAGAAACAAGGAAGAGGAGAAAAAGAUGUCAGAUUUAGAUGAAAGUUUGCCAGAUUUGGACACAAAUACCAGUGAGGAGAAUGAAAGUCCAUACACAGUGAAUAAAAGAUUUCUUGAGAGUUUUAAAAACAUAGAGCCUAUUGGUGAAGGUGGUUUUGGGAAUGUUUUCAAAGCAACAGGAAAGCUUGAUGAGAGAACCUAUGCAGUCAAACGAGUUCAAUUCACAGAGAAUGUAAAGCGUGAAGUAAAAGAACUUGCAAGACUUGACCACGAAAACAUAGUGCGGUAUUAUUGUAGCUGGAAAGGGUAUGACCACGUAACUUAUCCAGACUCAAGGCAGAAGUCAAACAAAGAAAUUACCUGUCUUUUCAUCCAAAUGGAAUUAUGUGAACAAGGGCCAUUGGAAAACUGGAUUGAAAAGAAUAGACUAGACCGAAAGUAUCAUGAGAUGGCACAAAACAAAUUUUUACAAAUACUGAAAGGAGUGAAAUAUAUUCAUUCUAAAGAGUUAAUUCAUCGAGACCUCAAGCCUCAGAAUAUAUUCAUAUCCCAUGAAGAUAAAAUAAAAAUAGGCGACUUUGGUCUUGUGACUUCUGUGGCAUAUGGGACUCUGACUGAGAACAGAGGAACAAAAUCAUAUAUGGCACCAGAACAGUUCGGGGACAGAUAUGGAAAGGAAGUAGAUAUUUAUGCACUGGGAUUAAUUUGGUUUGAAAUUCUUUCAGCAUUCAGUGGUCAUGAGAAAAUUAAGGUAUGGCAUGAUGUUAGAGAAGGUCAACUUCCAGAGAGCUUCACCAAACAAUUUCCAGUAAUGGCACCCAUAAUCAAAAAGAUGCUUUCAAGAGACCCUUCAGGAAGAUACUCUGCAUCUGAAAUACUUGAGUUUUUUAAGUCUGUUGAUAAAGACAACUCAUUUAAAAUUCAUACUCGGUAAAUGCCUUUCAGAUGUAAAAAGGCUUUCAGAUGUGUUUAAAUCCAGAGUUUGACGUCUGAAACUGAUGAAAUAACAGUAAAUGUCAGAAGCAACAACAA